This is a messenger RNA of Rana temporaria (common frog), 2804 nucleotides long. Its product is annotated as gastrula zinc finger protein XlCGF8.2DB-like. NCBI's taxonomy places the organism in Eukaryota, Metazoa, Chordata, Amphibia, Anura, Ranidae. Gene Ontology annotation, biological process: regulation of transcription by RNA polymerase II. The transcript is spliced from 2 exons. Gene Ontology annotation, molecular function: DNA-binding transcription activator activity, RNA polymerase II-specific; RNA polymerase II cis-regulatory region sequence-specific DNA binding. The record is from RefSeq and is a predicted model, not a curated record. Gene Ontology annotation, cellular component: nucleus. The coding region runs from base 256 to 1305 and encodes 349 amino acids.
UUUGGAAAUUCCGAUCGUGUGUACGCGGCGUAACUUGCAUGACCUUGACUGUAAAACCUUAAAAGUGAACAUACUUUGAAUAUUAUUAAAACAUUAUCUCCAACAGAUGGACACUAUCUCCCGAAUGACUUAGGGCAUCAGCGUACUUUAUCUCCAGACUGUAUUACAGAAGAUGAUGACUUUGCCCAGUUUCCUCCAGGAGUAAAUCCUGUUAUUAAAAAUAUACAUCCUAGACUUCACCAUGAAACUGGUUCAAUGGAUCCCGUUAAGUGCAAACCUCCUGGAAUAUCACCUACUGUCACAAGCACCGGUGAGGAGAUAUUUCCGUGUCCCCAAUGUGACAAAUGUUUUGGCUUUAAGCACAGACUUGUAAGACAUCUCAUGGUGCACACCGGAGAGCGGCCCUAUAUAUGUUCAGACUGCGGGAAAUCUUAUGCACGGAAAUUGGACCUUCUCACCCAUGCCAAAAUUCACACCGACGAGAGGCCCUUUUCAUGUACGGUCUGUGGAAAAGGCUUUAUAGAUAAAAAGCGGCUUAUUGAACACGAGCGAGUGCACACUGACGAGAGGCCAUUUUUGUGUACAGUCUGCGGGAAGAGUUUUAGAGGACAAAAGUGGCUGAUUGAACACGAGCGACUUCACACCGGUGAAAGACCUUUUUCCUGUGCGGUGUGCGGAAAAGGUUUUGGAGAGAAAAGGCGGCUUGUCGAACACGAGCGGCUGCACACCGGUGAGAAACCGUUUUCCUGUACGGUCUGCGGGGAGGGCUUUAGAGGAAAAAAGAGGCUGAUUGAACACGGGCGACUGCACACCGGUGAAACGCCUUUUAAGUGUUCCGAUUGCGGGAAGGAAUUUAGAACCAGAGGCGUUCUAAACCUACAUCGGCAAUCGCAUGCGAGCGGGCAGCCGUAUUCCUGUGCGCAAUGCGGAAAACGCUUUAAAUAUAGCAUCAGCCUUAGCCGACACAAGAAACUUCAUGCACAAGAUAAUUCCUUGUCCUGCUCGGAGUGCGGGAAAUCUUUUACAACCAAAUACGAACUUCGUGUUCAUGCGAGAUGCCACACGGGAAAGAAGGUCUUCCAAUGUCCGGACUGUGAGAAAUCCUUCUUAUGGAAUGCGGACCUUGUUAACCACCAGAGAGUUCACACCGGUGAGAAGCCCUUCCCUUGUUCUCUAUGUGACAAACGUUUCUCCUAUAAAGCCAUCCUAGAGGACCAUAUAAAAGUCCACACCGGUGAGAGGCCAUUUUCUGUACAGAGUGCGGGAAACGUUUCAUUCAGAAAAGAGCCCUCAACCAGCAUAUGAAAAGCCACACCGGCGAGAAGCCGUUUUCGUGUUCCGAAUGUGGUAAAUGUUACUCACAGAAAGGAAGCCUUGACUACCACAUGAAAUGCCACACCGGCGAGAAGCCGUUUUGCUGCGAAAAGUGCGGAAAACUUUUUAUGGUGCAACAGCAACUUCUCAAACACCAGAGUUGUGAAGGUAAGUGUGAGAAGUCAAAACCUGGACUCCUUGGAGAGCAAAAAGGUCACAUCAAAGAGAAGAGGUUUCCAUGUUUAUUAUGUGAGAAAUCCUUUAAACGGAGAGACCGCCUUGUUACCCACCAGAGAGUUCACACCGGAGAGAAGCCCUUUUCUUGUCCUGAGUGCGGCAGAUGUUUCUCCAUUAAAAGAAACCUGGAUGACCAUAUAAAAAUGCACAGCAGCGUGAAGCCGUUUACCUGCGAAGUGUGUGGGAAAGGGUACAUACAGCACCGGCACCUUCUUACACACAUGACAAGCCACACAGACGAGAGGCCAUUUUCAUGUUCAGAGUGCGGGAAGAGUUACAACCGAAAAGACCGGCUAGUCAAGCAUCAGAAGACAGAGGGUCACCAAUGGCAGAUACACAAAUAUGGAAGCGAAUAUUUUUCUGUCUAGAAACAGUAUCAUGAAACUGACGAGAGUUUUUAGUUGACUCAAAUGAGUGGUGGGCCUACUAUCGAAGCCCGCCUUAAAUGAGUUGUGGGCCUAUUAUCUAAGCCCACCUUAGAUCCAUUCUCCCCCACCUCAAUUAAAUGGUGGGCCUACUAUCUAAGCCCACCUUAGAUCCAUUCCCCCCCACCUCAAAUGAGCGGUCGGCCUACUAUCAAAUCCCACCUUAGAUCCAUUCUCCCCCACCUCGAAUGAGUGGCAGGCCUACUAUCUAAGCCCACCUUAGAUUCAUUCUACCCCACCUCAAAUGAGUUGUGGGCCUAUUAUCUAAGCCCAUCUUAGAUCCAUUCUCCCCCACCUUAAAUGAGUGGUGGGCCUAUUAUCUAAGCCCACCUUAACUCCAUUCUCCCCCACCUCAAAUGAGUUGUGGGCCUAUUAUCUAAGCCCACCUGAGAUCCAUUCUCCCCCACCUUAAAUGAGUGGUGGGCCUACUAUCUACGCCCACCUUAGAUCCAUUCAUCACCAUCUCAAAUGUGUGGUGGGCCUACUAUCUAAGCCCACCUUAACUCCAUUCUCCCCCACCUCAAAUGAGUGGAGGGCAUAUCAUCUAAGCCCACCUUAGAUCCAUUCUCCCCCACCCUAGGGUAUUCUUACUCUUCCUGGUUAAUAUUCAUUGAAUAAAAUAAAUUAAAGCUACAAAAAAAAUAAAACUAGCAGAUCUAGGAAUUGAAGAAAAAAUCUCACCAGUGGGCAUCUGAGAGAUAUGGAACACUAUGAGGUCAGAGUAAAUGUAAACACUAACCGACCUAUAUUUCGUUUGCACUGUGAACUUUGUAUAAUGAACACUUGUCAAGUUUUAUUACUUAUAAUAAAAGAUAUUUUCACAUUUCA